AUGUUUAAGAGACAAAAUAAAAAAAAUUAUAGAACACCAACAACCUUUAUAGAUACAAAUUUAUAUAAACAAGAUACAUCACUUGAGGAAACUAAUAACAAAAAAGAAGAAACUAACUAUUCUUAUAGUAAUAGAGUCACUGUAGAUAAUGAAACCAGAUGUAAGAGGAUGACAACUAGGGAUACCUUAGAAGCACAAAAUAUUGGAGUAAAUUUUAGAAUUCGAUAUGGUGGUAAGGGAAGAAAUAAUGAAUUGGUUUUUGAGACCAAACCAAUUACCUCUAUAAAGAAACCAACAAUAGUAAUUGAUAGAUCUAAUGAUUAUGACAAAGUGGUAAAAUUCUUUAAAUCAUAUGAUGAGAAGAGAAAGAUUGAUAAUUGUGAUUUUUUGAAAGACUCAGUAAGCAAAUUAAAAAUUAAUGUAGAUCAAUCAAAAAGUCUACCAAAAUGGAAAGAAGAACUUAAUAAUAUGAACAUUGCUAAAAUUAAGGAUAAUCCAUUUGUAAUAAAUGAUAAGAGAAAGAAAUAA
This is a messenger RNA of Hepatospora eriocheir, 528 nucleotides long. The record is from the annotation of a GenBank genome assembly. Lineage: Eukaryota; Fungi; Microsporidia; Hepatosporidae.